CUCUCUGAAGAGCAGAAACAAGGACGUCCUUCUUUUGCCUGGAAACCGGAGAUCAGUCAGUCAGAGGAGCGCAGAGCCGCCGCAGUCCCGGUGCAGCAUCGUUAUCUACACUCCCCGGUUCUCCAGCCGCUGAACCCGCACAGCAGACCCGACACACGGACGACUGAGGAGCUGAAGCUGAAUGUAAGAUCUGGUUGAAGAAGGCAGGAAUAAAAGCCAUCAUCAUGAAUUUUGUUAUGAAGCAGGCGUUGGGAGGCGCCACUAAAGACAUGGGGAAGAUGCUGGGCGGUGAGGAGGAGAAGGAUCCGGAUGCGGAGCGGAAGGAGGAGGAGCGGCAGGAGGCGCUGCGGCAGCAGGAGGAGGAGCGCAAGGCCAAAUACGCCAAGAUGGAGGCGGAGAGAGAGUCUGUGCGCCAGGGCAUCCGGGACAAGUAUGGGAUAAAGAAGAAGGAGGAGAAGGAGGCGGAGGCAGCAGCAGCACUGGAGCAGGCAGCAGAGGGGAGUCUGACCCGACCCAAGAAGGCCAUUCCAGCCGGCUGCGGAGACGAGGAGGAGGAGGAGGAGAGCAUCGUGGACACCGUGAUGAAGUUCCUGCCCGGACCCCUGCAGGACAUCUUCAACAAGAAGUAGAGCCGAGGAGACUGCUGCGAUUCUCACACACACACACACACACACUCCUCUGAGGACUCUGGACGAACACAAACACACACUACUGCCGUAAACACACACUACUGCCGUGAACACACUCCUGCUGUAAGCACACACACACACGCUGUUAAAUGAGUGGUUCUCAAAUGUUCUUGGUCACGUCCUCUGUUUUUAAAGUCUCUGCACACGUUUCUACUCUAGAAGAUGUGAUGAUGAAACAGAUGAAGAGUGAAUAUUAUUAAAGACACACUGAAUUUAAUUUGCAUAAUAAUGAGAAAGGCUUUGAUCUCCUCACUCCUGCUGCUGUGAAGAUGCUUUUCUUCAGCUUACAUGAUCUAAAAUACUGCAGAGAAAUAAGAGCAUACACACGUGUGUUAAAGCAGAGAGUCCCGGCCGGCGCCACAGCCUGCAGGAGCUGAUCCAGGACCUGAUCUCAGUAGUCAGUAAUGUGAUGAAUCAGGGCCUGGAGUGGCGGAGUUAUGAAGGUGUUUAACAGAUCUGCUGCCCUCAAUAAGACUUUUAUAUUUUUGUAAAUUGUGAAACUGGACACAAACACAGCCGCUAGAGGUCUACUUUAUACUCUGAUGAAGACCCAAGAGCAUCUUUGAGAACCACUGUGUUAAACACACACCUGUUAAACCCAAUCAUGUGGAACACACACUUGUCCAACACACACCUGUAGGGAGUCCAGAGCUCACAGCAGGAAUCUUCCUCCCUCUUCAUCCGUCCGUCUGUAAAUAAGUGAAAAGACAGAUAAACAGAUACACCUAUAUAUGGAGAUAUAUAUAUAUAUAUACACUAGCGAUAGAUGAUUCAGAUAUAUAAGAAUAAACUCUGAGUAAAAGCCAUAAACUAAUGUUGGAGGCGUCUCUCCAGUCAGCUCCUAUUUUUGAGUGUUGCUCUGUUCUAGAUACUUCCAUGCAUCAUCCUCCACACCUAUAGAUAUUAAUAUAUAUAUACUGUAAAUGGAUUCGCUCAUUGACCAUCACAUGGUGUCCGAUCACACACACACACACACACACAGACAGCGUCGCACAUGAUGGUGUUGUGCUGUUUCUCCGCAUGCGAAACAGUUCUCUAUGUUCCUUCUCUGCACUGUACGCCGCUCCAGCUCAACACACUCCAGUUGAAGGCAAUAAUUGGGUUUGUUGUCUGUAGAUCUGCAUCGCCUCACUUAUUAAACAGACUCGUUCUGUAUAUUACACACUGCAGAAGCUCCAUCACACACUACUACAAUUGGAUCAAUAGGGCUAUAGUCAUACACAGAGGUGAAUCUAGAUCAUCAUGCUCAUCUGCGCUGCUGUACAGUAGUCGUGUGUCGUGUUUCUCUCUUCACCUAAACAGACAGUGACAAUGGUGCAAUAUUUGUUUCUGAAUGAAGAUGUGCUGUGCCGAUGCUUGAUUAUAGAUCAGCAAUAUCAGACAAUCUUCAUCGUUAUAUAUGUGUAAGCGCUCCAGAAUGUCGGUGUCGUCUUCCUAGUUUCAGUCUAAGCAGCUUAUUAAAGGAUGGUUUAACUAGUCUCUAAUGAAGGAUCUCUAAACGCUCGCUUCUUUAUUCCUCACACUGCUGAACACGCUUCUGUGUCUGUUUCAGUGUAAAUAUCUGACAGAUGAUCUAGAUGAGCACUAGUAAAGUCUUGUUUUCAGAAAUCAUCAGUCAGAGUUCUUCCUAAAAACACGCUGAAUAAUCAGAUUAUUGUGUGCUUGUCCUGAAAAAGCUUCUUGAUGUUUAGAUAUUUGGAGCAGAAAGCGUGUUCUGCAGUGUGUUUUCCUCAUUGGUGUGAUGGUAAAGGCGUUUCUUAACUCAGAGAAGCAGACUGUGUUUAUAGACAUCUUUUAUAUCGUGCUCUACUUGUUUUUCAUUCAUUCACAAACACUGUAAAUAUUGACGCACAUGUAAAACACUGCAGAAAUGGUGAACGUAGUGUAGGAUUAAGCUGCCAUCGUGUCGUUUUAAACAUUCCAGAUUUCCAGACAUUCCGUGGAGAAAACAUUGAUGAGAGAAGAAUAAUAUCCACACAUCUGCAGUGAUGUCAGAGCGCUUAACACAUGCUAAUGUCUGUGCUGUGAAUGUGGAGUCCCUCAUGAAUAUUAAUAUCCGUGGCCACGCCUCCAGAUCUGACUGCCUUUCUCAGACGUGUAAAGUCUGAUGUGCCAUUCUCACGUGUCCAGACGCACAAACCUCUGCGUUCGCUCCUGUCCGACUGCACUAAUGGAUAAUACACUGCCCAAUCACAUCACUCCUUUAUUGAACCAAAGAGUGUUGCUGUGUGUGCGAGAGAGUGUGUGUCUGUGGACAAUAUUCCUCUUAUUCGGGUCCUACUUUGGCUUUGGUGUCUCAAACUGAACAAUUAAACCAUCAGAAAGAAAAACAAUCGAGAGCAAAUCGAGAGAAAUGAUCAUGCGUACUCAUCUAAACACACACACACACACACACACACACACACAUCCUCCACUGCGUUUCUCUCCAUAAUGAAGAUACUGCCGUCAUUACAGUAAAUGCUGAAUAUGCCAUAGUCGUGAUCUCUGAAUGUACGUGUCCUGCGCAGCUCUUAAAGCACCGCUGUGGUUCUGUCUGUGAUCUGUUCCUGUCUCUCGAUGGUUGUGUUCUGGAGAUAUUCUCUUUUAUUCCGUGUAUUCUGAUAUGAUUUCUUUAGUGUGUGUUAAGGUCAGAGUAUCUUCUCUCUCUCUGUUUCUGUAUGCAUGCGUUGGCGUGUGUAUGUGUGUGUGUGUGUUGUAGAUGAUGUUUGUGUGUGUCUUCUGUGUUUUCACUGCAUGCUCUGAUAGACAGACUGUAACAUUCCUGGAAUCGCCACACACACACACACACACACACACACACACACACACACACACAUUAAUAAUAAUAAAGUGAUUUCAUAGAUCUGCUGUGGUGAUCGAGUGUUUCUCUGCUCUACAUCUCUGCGGCACACACAUUUCAGCAUCUUUAUGUCUUAAUAGUGUCUUUUUCCAAAACAUUUCAGUUUAGCAGGAAUCUACACGCUGUGCUGCGCUGUGUCUUUAAGGGUUUUAAUAGAUUUUUAUUCAUUUAAUUAAUACAAUUUAAAUUUGAAUUUAAUUAAUUGUAAUUUAUUUUAUUUUUCCCCCAACACACACACACACACACACACACACACACACACACACACACACACACACACACACACACACACACGCACACACACACACACACACACACACCAUUUCCUGAUUAUAGACUGUACUGUUUGGUUUCAUUAAACAGAUAUAUUCAUUAUUAUAAGAGUUUGCUCCUGAACACCUGCUUUAGGAACAGACAGAUCAGGCAUUUAAACUCAACCCAGUUAUUGCAAUAAAACUAUUACAAACUACUACAUUUAAACUAAAUAAAAAUGAUGUUUCUCCUGA
Messenger RNA from Danio aesculapii, 4034 nucleotides. RefSeq names its product complexin-1. Gene Ontology annotation, cellular component: SNARE complex; terminal bouton. Gene Ontology annotation, molecular function: syntaxin binding. The record is from RefSeq and is a predicted model, not a curated record. Lineage: Eukaryota; Metazoa; Chordata; Actinopteri; Cypriniformes; Danionidae. The transcript is spliced from 4 exons. Gene Ontology annotation, biological process: neurotransmitter transport; synaptic vesicle exocytosis; regulation of neurotransmitter secretion. The coding region runs from base 225 to 629 and encodes 134 amino acids.